AUGAUUUUGGCUGCUUGUGUCUUUUCUGAGUCUUCAGCGCGGUUACGAGUCACAUUACUGAACAGAGAUUACAGUUACGUACGUCCUAACGAAAUUCUUAUCACUCACAUAAAAAGGCUUCUAGAUCGCAUGACAGAUUUGCAAGUAACAGUGCCUCCACGCAUACGUCACUUAUAUGAGUUGCUGAAGAAAGACUUCAAGCAAGGACCUGAGUAUGGACAGAUGCACCAUAUAUUGGACUUCAACAAGACAUUGCCUCCAAGAUAUGAUGUCAACAAGUUGAAUAGGAUCUACACAACGCCUAUAACGCAGUAUAAGAAGUAG
Molecule: messenger RNA, 324 nt
Organism: Spodoptera litura
Lineage: Eukaryota; Metazoa; Arthropoda; Insecta; Lepidoptera; Noctuidae
Source: RefSeq, a predicted model, not a curated record